Molecule: messenger RNA, 3172 nt
Organism: Sinocyclocheilus rhinocerous
Lineage: Eukaryota; Metazoa; Chordata; Actinopteri; Cypriniformes; Cyprinidae
Product: integrin, beta 8
Exons: 15
Coding region: 418-2658 (746 amino acids)
Biological process (GO): cell-cell adhesion; cell adhesion mediated by integrin; cell migration
Cellular component (GO): cell surface; focal adhesion; integrin complex
Molecular function (GO): integrin binding
Source: RefSeq, a predicted model, not a curated record
UACCAUAACGCUGCCUGACUCAGUUCACACAAGAGGUGGGCGUUCAUCAGCUCCACUUUCAAAAUCACUGCAAUGAACAACAAUGAAUGCAGUUUCUUACGUCGCCGAGCACCUUUAAGGAAUGACGCGCGGAUGGUGACCUUUGCGCGACGGUACGAGAAGAUCGCGGAUGCCAAACGCGGCGCGUCACCUGCGUGUCCGAUGCGUAAAAGCGCGCAAUGACAACAAAACGCGCACACUGCGGUUCCGCCGCGCUUCAUCUGAAUCUGGAAAUUAGGAUUAGGAGGUUGUUGGGUGAAGCGAAUCGCCCUCCUUUGUUCGUGCGGAUGAGGGUCUGACGCGUUCCCGGGGGAUUUUCAGUCGCGGUUCGAACGCUGGAAACACACACACACACACACACUCUCUCUCUAUUCUGCUAUGACUUCCUGCAUGCGUCUGUACUGUGAUUUGAUUGCUCUUCGCAUGCUGCUGCUGCUGCUGCUCAUCUCGGUGCUGUUCGUGUUUGUGAGGUCCGAUUCGGCGGAUAACCGAUGCUUGUCGUCCCUCAUCUCCACAUGUGAAGACUGUCUGAGACGCGGCCCUGAAUGUGCGUGGUGCUCUCAGGAGAGGUUUCUGGACGGGGCUCAUGUAAGUCAGCGAUGCGGAUAUGUGUCUGACCUGCGAGUCCGGGGCUGUGAAGAGGCUUUUAUCCAGAACCCGAAUGUGAAAGUGGAAGUAAAUGCCACUAUCGGCAGCUCACAGGUGUCACCGAGAGAGAUUAACAUCCACCUACGACCAGGCGGCGAGGCGUCGUUCGUGGUGGAGGUGCAGCAGUUGGAGCGCUAUCCUGUGGAUCUGUACUAUCUAGUGGACGUCUCGGCCUCCAUGCAGGAUAAUCUGGACCGGCUGAAGACGGCGGGUCUGGCUCUGUCUCAUCUGAUGAAGGAGCACUCCAGCGACUUCAGAGUGGGCUUCGGCUCGUUCGUGGAUAAACCGCUGUCUCCUUACAUUGACGUCCAUCCCUCCAAACUCCUGAACCCCUGCAGGAGAAACAUUGAUUAUGAGGUGAACUGCAGGCCGGCUCACGGCUUCAUUCACGUCCUCCCCAUCACACACAACAUGACGGAGUUCACGCGGGUCGUCCAGGAGCAGAGGAUCUCCGGGAACAUGGACACGCCGGAGGGAGGCUUCGACGCCAUGCUGCAGGCCGCCGUCUGCCAGAAAGACAUCGGAUGGCGUCCCGAAGCGAAGCAUCUGCUGCUGGUUAUGACAGACCAGCCGUCUCAUCUGGCUCUGGAUGGUAAACUGGCCGGUAUCGUGGUUCCUCACGACGGCCGCUGCCAUCUAGAGGAUAACAUCUACUCCCAAACCACUACUAUGGAGCACCCAACAAUCGCUCAGCUGGCCGAGAAGCUUCUGGAGAACAGCGUUUACUCCAUCUUUGCGGUGGACCAGGUGCAAUAUCGGUGGUAUGAGGAUCUGCUGGACUUGAUUCCUGGAAGUUACGUGGGCCGACUCUUUCCCAAAGCAUCUAAUCUAAAAGAUUUAGUAGUGCAUGCCUACAAGAAGCUGCUGUCGGAUGUGGAGGUGCAGAUCGGGCUGGAGGACAGCCAGGCUCAGCGCUUCCGGGUGAGCGUCACGGCCCUCUGCCCCGACGGAUCCACUGUCUCUGGAAACACGAAGUGCUCCGGCGUUCGGCCCAAACAAACAGUUUUCUUCAAGGUGACUGUAGGAAUGAGCAGGUGUCCGGCGGACGGCGGCGAUCGGGACGUUGUGAUGUCCGUCAGGCCCGUGGGCUUUAACGAGUCCGUGAGCGUCCGGAUCCGUCAGAUCUGUGUCUGCGGCUGCGCUCAGACGGGCCACUGUCGUGAUGACCCCUCGUCCUCGGACUGUCCCGCGGACACCAGCGCCUGUAGAGCGCUCCGGAGCGCAGCCGUCUGCAGCGGACGAGGGGUCUGUAAGUGCGCGACAUGUGUGUGUGACUCCAGCAGACUGGGAAACAUCUACGGCAAGUUCUGUGAGAUGGACGACUUCUCCUGUCCGUAUGUGAAGGGCCUGGCGUGUGGAGGACACGGCCGGUGUGUUUCGGGUGAAUGUGUGUGUCUCCCUGGCUGGACAGGCGAGUCCUGCGACUGUCCCGUCUCCACCGAGAGCUGCGUGUCAGACGACGGCUUGAUUUGCAGCGGCUGGGGAAAGUGUGUGUGCGGCAAGUGUGUGUGUGACGACGCUCGGCGAUCUGGAGCCUUCUGUGAGAAAUGCCCCAUCUGCUACAGCUCCUGUCAAUCACACUGGAGCUGUGUGAAGUGUCACCUGUCUAGUGGACUGGGAUCAGACGCGCUGCAGCUCUGUAAUCACAGCUGCGCUCCAGCGGUGGAGUAUGUGGACGACGUCACAGUGUGUGUUUGGAGUCGGCGGUACUUUAAGACGUUCCUCAGCACCUUCCUUCUGACCGUCACGCUGGGAAUCGGCAUGCUGGCCGCCAUCCGACAGCUGCUGAGAGCUAGAAACUGCUCGUGGCAGUCCAACUCUGAGCAACAGUUCGACCACAGUCGUAAGAACUCAUACGUGCCCACGACCAACGAGAAGACGAUCACAUACAGGAGGGACCGUCUGCCGAAUCACCCGGUGGAGAUGCACUCACACGUGCCCAAGAAGCCCCUGAGCGACGCCUGGCAGUGACGAUGAGGGUCAAAGGUCGUCUAGAACCGAAGCACUACCUGAAUGAAAACACAAUCUUUCUCUUUAAGCACUUACUUCACGAGAACAAUAUCCAGUGUGGGUUUUCUGAGGGUGUUUUUCAUUCCGUUUCUCAUGAUUUAUGAUGUUGAAUGGCAUUAAAUCUCUUGUCCUGAAGCCACACAGAAAAAGAGACGGUACGGUAAACCCUUAAUGAUGUGCUUUAGAUGCACGCGUUCACCUCAAUAGGCCAGUUUUCUGCUGAGUUACUGUUUGUUUGCGUCUGUGAGCGGAUGUGAAGGUGUGUUUGUGAUACUUUUACUUGUUUUAUUUUAAUCGUCAAUACGCUACAGACUCUGGCUGUGUUCAGAAUAGUGUACUUGCAUACUGCGCGUACUAUUUCUGCAGGAUGCAUGCAGAAAAUACACCGACCAGUGCAACGGGCUUGACACUUCCAGUAUAAUGAUGCUUUGUUUGGACUUUAUAAUUAUAUUAUUAAUAAUUAUAUUAUUAAUUA